Nezara viridula (southern green stink bug) is the source of this 755-nucleotide messenger RNA. Lineage: Eukaryota; Metazoa; Arthropoda; Insecta; Hemiptera; Pentatomidae. The record is from the annotation of a GenBank genome assembly.
GGAACAGCCGCCCAACGUGGACUAAAUAUUUCUCCUGUUAAUGGAGUUGUGUUGGUGUGGAGUGCCGUGUUGUUGUCGCCAUGACACUUCUAUACCUGCUGGUACUGGUGCAUGUAGCGGUCGCCGUACAGGUGUCAACGAAAAGCGGAAAGUUAAAAGGAGAUUUCAUAAGAAAUCAGUUUGGUAGCAACUAUUAUGCAUUCAGGGGUAUACCUUAUGCAAAACCAAUGAUUUCCAACAUAAGUUCCAAGGAUGCUCAGCCAAUAGAAAUGUGGAACGGAGUUAGGGAUGCAACUAUUGGUUGGAGGAGCCAACCUAAUGUAACCAAUGAGAGACAAGAGUUAGAAGACUGCCUCUAUCUCACAAUAUAUACGAGGAAGAUAAGAAGAUGGUUACCGCCAACCAUGGCACACACGUACCAAACCUCUCCAGUCGAAGUGUACUUUCAAGGAUGUAACAUCAACUCUAAAGAUAAUCAGACAAAAUCUGGAACUGAUAAUCUACCAAAUGAUGUGGUUAAAGUGCUAAUAUAUCACAGGGAGAUACCAUCUAGCUCUCCUGGAGACAAAACCAAAACUGACAUUACUACGAAGGACCAACUGCUUGCACUGGAGUGGAUUAAGGACAACAUCGUCUUCUUCGGCGGAGAUCCUCAGAGGGUGGCUGUCUUCCAAGGUCAUUCUGGUCUAGCAGAUAUCGACAUAAAUCGAUUAUUUAAUCGUGCCAAUAGGACAUGAUCGAAAACUGCAUAUUCG